GAUUCUGUCAUUCUACAUAAAUCUUGGAACUUCAUUUCACCUCACAGCAUUGAAAAUGUCACUCUUGUUUAAGAGACUAGCGAAGGCUGCGCCGAUCGCAUUUUCUCAAGCUUUUCGUGGCGAAUCCAAGUCCACCUUCGCCGGAUUUCGCUUCCCUUUUGGCGCUUUUGCGGCGGUAGCCGGCGGAGCCUCCUACUUUUACUACUUUUCUUCGCCCAAUUUGGUGUAUUUGGACCAAAUCAAUGAAGAUACAAGCCGCAAAACUGCUCUUAAUCCUAAUCAGUGGAUUGAAUUUAAGCUGGAGGAUAGGGCACCUGUUAGCCAUAAUACUCAUCUGUUCAGGUUUUCAUUUGAUCCCUCUGCAAAGCUAGGUCUGGAUAUUGCGUCAUGUAUCAUUACAAGAGCACCAAUUGGACAACAAGAUGCUGAAGGAAAACCAAAAUAUGUCAUCCGCCCUUAUACACCUAUAUCAGAUCCUGAUGCCAAGGGCCACUUCGACCUUUUAAUCAAGGUUUACCCUGAAGGAAAAAUGAGUCAGCAUUUUGCAAGCCUAAAACCUGGAGACAAAGUAGAAGUAAAAGGGCCCAUUCAGAAGCUCCAGUAUAGGCCAAAUAUGAAGAAACACAUUGGCAUGAUUGCAGGGGGCAGUGGCAUCACCCCAAUGCUCCAGGUCAUUGAGGCUAUUCUCAAGAAUCCUGAUGACAACACUCAGAUCUCGUUGCUGUAUGCUAACGUGUCUCCUGAUGACAUACUUCUGAAAAAGAAGCUUGAUGUGCUUGCAGCAACGCAUCCAAAUCUUAAGGUAUUCUACACUGUAGAUAGUCCAACAAAGGAGUGGAGAGGAGGCUCUGGUUUUAUAUCAAAGGAUAUGGUCGUCAAAGGGUUGCCUCCUCCUAGUGAUGAUACACUUAUCUUUGUAUGCGGUCCUCCUGGGAUGAUGACACAUGUAUCUGGAGAAAAAGAUAAGAGAGAACAAGGAGAGCUGAGUGGCGUACUCAAAGAAGUUGGAUACACAGAAAACAUGGUUUACAAGUUCUGAUAGUAGUUCUGUAGUUGCAACUAGUUGAUUCUCGCAGUUCUCAAAUAAAUGAAUUUUGAAGAAGGCAAACUAAACUCUUUACAGCAAAAUUUGAGAGUUGUAUUGAGCAGAGUGUUUCUAGUUUAGCUUAGUUUUACUUUUUUUGAGGCCUUCCCAUAAGAAAAUAUCAACAGAUUCUCUGAUUUCGUUACUUGAUUUGUGUUUAUCGCUUGUGGGAAAUGCAAAUGGAUUGUGUUAUAUAAGUUUUUUU
Messenger RNA from Ipomoea nil (Japanese morning glory), 1289 nucleotides. Its product is annotated as NADH-cytochrome b5 reductase-like protein. The transcript is spliced from 13 exons. The record is from RefSeq and is a predicted model, not a curated record. Gene Ontology annotation, molecular function: cytochrome-b5 reductase activity, acting on NAD(P)H. The coding region runs from base 56 to 1039 and encodes 327 amino acids. NCBI's taxonomy places the organism in Eukaryota, Viridiplantae, Streptophyta, Magnoliopsida, Solanales, Convolvulaceae.